AUGGAGAACUACCAGAAACUCGAGAAGGUCGGCGAAGGCACCUAUGGCGUCGUCUACAAAGCCCGCGACCUCAACAAUGGCGGUCGCAUCGUCGCCCUCAAGAAGAUCCGUCUCGAGGCCGAGGACGAGGGCGUCCCAUCGACCGCCAUCCGCGAGAUUUCGCUGCUCAAGGAGAUGCGCGACCCAACCAUCGUUCGCCUGUUCAACAUCGUCCAUGCCGACGGCCACAAGCUGUACCUCGUUUUCGAAUUCCUCGACCUCGACCUGAAGAAGUACAUGGAGGCCUUACCCGUGAGCGACGGCGGAAGGGGCAAGGCGCUGCCCGAAGGCACCGGCGCCCAGCUGCAUGGGCUGGGGCUCGGAGAGGCCAUGAUCAAGAAGUUCAUGAGCCAGCUGUGCGCCGGGGUGCGCUAUUGCCACAGCCAUCGGAUCCUGCAUCGCGAUCUCAAGCCGCAGAACCUGCUGAUUGACCGGGAGGGAAACCUCAAGCUGGCCGACUUCGGCCUGGCCCGCGCAUUCGGCGUCCCGCUCCGCACCUACACGCACGAGGUGGUCACGCUUUGGUACCGUGCACCCGAGAUCCUGCUCGGUGGGCGCCAAUAUUCCACCGGAGUCGACAUGUGGUCGGUUGGCUGCAUCUUCGCCGAGAUGUGCACGCGCAAGCCGCUCUUCCCGGGUGACUCGGAGAUUGACGAGAUUUUCAAGAUUUUCCGUCUUCUCGGCACACCGACCGAGGACAUCUGGCCCGGUGUGACGAGCUAUCCCGACUUCAAGGCGUCCUUCCCCAAGUGGGUGCGCGACCCCUCGGUGCCGCUCUGCGCGAACCUCGACGAGGCGGGCCUGGACCUCCUCGAGAUGAUGCUCGUCUAUGACCCCGCCGGCCGCAUCUCGGCAAAGCAAGCCUGCAAUCACCCGUACUUUGAGGGCCUCGAUCUCAACCCCCGACCGCAAUACCAUGGCAGCAGCUACCACUAG
Messenger RNA from Parathielavia appendiculata, 975 nucleotides. RefSeq names its product cell division control protein 2. The transcript is spliced from 3 exons. Gene Ontology annotation, molecular function: ATP binding; cyclin binding; cyclin-dependent protein serine/threonine kinase activity. The record is from RefSeq and is a predicted model, not a curated record. Gene Ontology annotation, biological process: protein phosphorylation; regulation of gene expression; signal transduction. NCBI's taxonomy places the organism in Eukaryota, Fungi, Ascomycota, Sordariomycetes, Sordariales, Chaetomiaceae. Bases 1 to 975 code for a protein of 324 amino acids. Gene Ontology annotation, cellular component: cyclin-dependent protein kinase holoenzyme complex; nucleus; cytoplasm.